UCAAUCAUCGACCACAACACCCCAUCCACAACCUCGUUAAAAAUGUCGCUCGACGCGCCUUCCUCGGCCUUGCACCUCAACCAGCCCCCUAGCGGCUCGUCGGCGUCCUCCUUUAGCCGCGCGCCGACCCUCAUCACCGUCCACCCCUCGGUCGUCGCCUCGAUCCUCACCCACCACUCGCGCCGGCCAGAGGAGAGCAGCGCGCCCCGUGUCAUCGGUACCCUGCUCGGCACACGCUCGGAGAAUGGCCAGGAGAUUGAUGUGCGCACGUCGUUUGCCGUCGCCCACAAGGAGGAGGACGAGGAGGUCGCCAUCGACAUGCCCUUCCAGCAGGGAAUGAUGGAGCUCCUCGCCAAGAACGGCAUCAACGAGCAGGUCGUCGGCUGGUACGCCACCUCGCCCACGCUCAACGGCAACUCGGCCCUCAUCCAGAACUACUUCUCGCAGGAGACGGGCCAGAGCCAGACCAUCCACCUCACCGUUGACCCCGAGCUCGGCGCGGACGGAAGCAAGGGCCUCGGCAUCAAGGGCUGGGUCAGCACCUCGCUCGGCCUCAACCCCAAGCCUGAGAACUGUGCUUUCCUCCCCGUCCCAGUGGUCAUUAAGUACGCCGACUCUGAGCGUGCUGGUCUCGACCUCAUCACCGGCCCCGCGCCCCAGCCUUCGCCUGCCCUCCCCUCCCUCCCCGCCCUCUCGACUUCGCUCAACCAGCUCUCGGCCCUGAUCGACCAGGCGCUCCAGUACGUCCAGGACGUCAACUCGGGCAAGAUCAAGGGCGACCCCGAGGUCGGCCGCUACCUUCUCGAGGGUGUUGGCCGCUGGACCUCGACCGGCACAAAGGACGACGAGGGAGGCGUCAAGGAGGGCCUCCAGGAGACGCUUACCGUCUCGUACCUCGCCAGCCUUGUCCGCUCCCAGGUCGAGCUCGCUGGCCGUCUCGCCCUCGUCCCCCAGGCGCAGCAGUAGAGCGGUGUGGUGCAGGUGUAGGCGUAGGCGUAGAUGUUGGCGUUGUUCCACGAGCGCGCUCUCGCUCGCGGGAUGAGUUGCUGGCCGCGGCGUGCUGGCGCAGAGCACGACGGCCAGGGUUAGUAGCGGCUGGUGUGAGAGCACUGGCGCAGGCAUAGCUGCGCAUAAUUAGCAUGCAUUGUCUAGAACUGG
Messenger RNA from Vanrija pseudolonga, 1158 nucleotides. RefSeq names its product Eukaryotic translation initiation factor 3 subunit F. Lineage: Eukaryota; Fungi; Basidiomycota; Tremellomycetes; Trichosporonales; Trichosporonaceae. Gene Ontology annotation, molecular function: metallopeptidase activity; translation initiation factor binding; translation initiation factor activity. The transcript has 3 exons. Gene Ontology annotation, biological process: translational initiation. Bases 43 to 966 code for a protein of 307 amino acids. Gene Ontology annotation, cellular component: eukaryotic translation initiation factor 3 complex, eIF3m. The record is from RefSeq and is a predicted model, not a curated record.